Messenger RNA from Tarenaya hassleriana, 1424 nucleotides. RefSeq names its product ADP,ATP carrier protein 3, mitochondrial-like. The coding region runs from base 127 to 1254 and encodes 375 amino acids. The record is from RefSeq and is a predicted model, not a curated record. Gene Ontology annotation, cellular component: mitochondrial inner membrane. The transcript is spliced from 4 exons. NCBI's taxonomy places the organism in Eukaryota, Viridiplantae, Streptophyta, Magnoliopsida, Brassicales, Cleomaceae. Gene Ontology annotation, molecular function: ATP:ADP antiporter activity. Gene Ontology annotation, biological process: mitochondrial ATP transmembrane transport; mitochondrial ADP transmembrane transport.
AUACAGCCAUAAUGAUCAUUUUGCCAUAUCUAACACUCUUUGUCUCUGUCAGACAGAGUCCUCUCUCCAGAGUCAACGCUCUCCCUUCCACCUGUUAGGUCACUGUUUUCUUUAUAGUUUUCGAAAAUGAUGGACGGAUCAAGACAUCCAUCGGUGUUUCAGAAGCUUCAUGGAAAAUCCUUACUGAUCUCUAGACUUUCUGCGAGGGUAUACACUUGUAAUUACAGUGUCUCAGGUGCUCAUGUCAAUGGAGGUUUGCAGAGUCUAUUGCAGCCAACACGCCAGGAGGGAACUGAUUCUUCCCUUGUGCCAAAAGUUUCAUCGCCGGUAUUUGUUCAAGCUCCUGCAGAGAAAGGCGGUUCUACUUUCUUGGUCGAUUUCCUAAUGGGAGGAGUCUCUGCGGCUGUGUCAAAGACAGCAGCUGCUCCGAUAGAGCGUGUGAAGUUGCUGAUCCAAAACCAAGACGAAAUGAUAAAGGCCGGGCGUCUGUCUGAACCAUACAAGGGAAUUGGUGACUGUUUUGCCCGAACGAUCAAGGGAGAAGGUGUGCUGUCUCUUUGGAGAGGCAACACCGCAAAUGUUAUCAGAUACUUCCCGACCCAGGCUUUGAACUUUGCGUUCAAAGAUUACUUCAAGAGGCUGUUCAACUUCAAGAAGGACAGAGACGGAUAUUGGAAGUGGUUCGGAGGGAACUUGGCGUCUGGUGGUGCAGCUGGGGCGACAUCCCUCCUUUUCGUGUACUCUUUGGAUUAUGCUCGAACCCGUUUGGCAAACGAUGCCAAGAAGGGAGGUGGGGAGAGGCAGUUCAAAGGCUUGAUCGAUGUGUACAAGAAGACCAUAGCCUCUGACGGAAUUGGCGGGUUGUACCGUGGUUUCAGCAUCUCGUGUGUUGGAAUUGUCGUGUACCGUGGACUCUACUUUGGAUUGUACGAUUCCCUUAAGCCCGUCGUUCUCAUUGGUCAUCUCCAGGAUAGCUUCAUGGCCAGUUUCGUGCUGGGGUGGGGCAUCACAGUCGGAGCGGGGAUGGCGUCGUACCCGAUGGACACGGUGAGGAGGAGAAUGAUGAUGAGGUCGGGAGAAGCGGACAAGUACACGAGCUCCAUCCACGUGUUUUCUCACAUCAUAAAGAAGGAAGGGACGAGGUCUCUGUUCAAGGGAGGUGGAGCCAACAUCCUCCGAGGCGUCGCCAGCGCCGGAGUUCUCGCCGGCUACGACAGGCUUCAGCUCUAUCUCUUCGGCCAGAAAUAUGGCUAAUCUUUCAACGGUCUGCCUUGCUCCUGUGGUUUUUAUGGUACUAUGAUGAUAAUGAUGAUUUAAUUAUAAUUUUUUUUAAAAAAGAUUGUAAAAAAUCAGGAAAUUAAAAAAAUAUAUUGGUGUGGUUUGAAUGGGAAUAUGCACUUGUACAACAUUAUGCAGCUGAUCAU